CUGAACGCAGCUCCUUCAGUCUCCUCCUCAUUCUGAGUGAAUCUCUGCUGGUUUGACCGUCAACCUGCAUAAUGACUUUAUUUUUAUCCUCCAGCAGGAAAAAGGUUUUCUGUUGGUUUUUGUUUGGCUGUGACAGGAAGUCGGCUCAGUUCUCGGGUUAAUCUGCUUACGGGUCAUGGAUGGAUUCAGAGAUCAGAUCUAACAGGAUUACAGUCUGGAUCCAAAUCCACACCGUUUUCUGACAACCCAAAUCUCUCAUUUUGUUUUUCCCUUUUUGUUUUAUUUCAACAAAAGCUGCAAAGAUACAAACUGUUCAAAUCAGAUUAAAGUUCACCAGCUCUGAUAGCUCUUAGUGGCUUGAACAGCUGUUGUUGCCGGUUUCCAUGACGACUUGUUUAACGUCCGUCCUCCGUUACGUGUCUCUGGAAACCUCCAGCCUCGUCUUAACGCCGCUUUGGCUUCGUGUCGUGUCCGGAUCAGGGACGAGCCAGAAACACUCGUAGCUCCGGGCGGGAGGCACAGCGACGCCGGAGGGGAGAGGAAGAAGCGGAUCUCAGGGCUCGGAGGAUGAACUCAUGAAGCUCCUGCUGACUGAAGGACAGAACGGCUUCCACGGCAGCAGCUUUCAGAGACGCUUCAUGUUUGAGCCACUCGGCGCCAUCUUUACUCAGCCGCCGUGUUCCUCAGUGUCUGAGCCAAAUGGAGGAGAGAAACCUGGAGGAAGCCGCAGCGUGAGCCGCUGUAAGGAGCUGGACGGCGCCACCAGGACGCGCCACGCUCCCAUGUCUCCCUCCGACUUCCUGGACAAACUGAUGGGCAGAACGUCGGGAUACGACGCUCGGAUCCGACCGAACUUUAAAGGUCCUCCGGUCAACGUCUCCUGUAACAUCUUCAUCAACAGCUUCGGCUCCAUCGCUGAGACCACCAUGGACUACCGGGUGAACAUCUUCCUGCGGCAGCAGUGGAACGACCCGCGGCUGGCUUACGCCGAGUAUCCUGACGACUCUCUGGACCUGGACCCGUCCAUGCUGGACUCCAUCUGGAAACCGGACCUGUUCUUUGCCAACGAGAAGGGAGCGCACUUCCACGAGGUCACCACCGACAACAAGCUGCUGCGCAUCUUCAAGAACGGCAACGUGCUCUACUCCAUACGACUGACGCUGACGCUGUCGUGUCCCAUGGACCUGAAGAACUUCCCCAUGGAUGUUCAGACCUGCAUCAUGCAGCUGGAGAGCUUCGGCUACACGAUGAACGACCUGAUUUUCGAGUGGCAGGAAAACGGGCCAGUCCAGGUUGCAGAUGGCCUCACGCUGCCGCAGUUCAUCCUGAAGGACGAGUCGGACCUGAGAUACUGCACCAAGCACUACAACACCGGUAGGUUCACCUGCAUCGAGGUCCGGUUCCACCUGGAGCGGCAGAUGGGUUACUACCUGAUCCAGAUGUACAUCCCGUCUCUUCUCAUUGUCAUCCUCUCCUGGGUUUCCUUCUGGAUCAACAUGGACGCCGCGCCGGCCCGCGUGGCGCUCGGCAUCACCACCGUGCUCACCAUGACGACGCAGAGUUCCGGCUCCAGAACCUCGUUGCCCAAGGUGUCCUACGUAAAGGCCAUUGACAUCUGGAUGGCCGUGUGUCUCCUCUUCGUCUUCUCUGCGCUGCUGGAAUACGCAGCUGUAAACUUCGUGUCGAGGCAACACAAGGAGCUGCUGCGCUUCCGGCGCCAACACAAGACCAAGACCAAGGAAGUGGAGGUUCAGGAGAGGCGGCCGGCGUCCGCAGUGACCUCCACUCCCAGCAGCACCAAGGACACCAAAGUCAACGCCAACAACGCCGUGGGAGCCGUCAGCAUCUCCCAGAAUGCACCUGGAGGAGGAAGGAGCACGGAGGAGAUGAGGAAGCUGUUCAUCGACCGGGCCAAGAAGAUCGACACGGUGUCGAGAGCCGGAUUCCCUCUGGCCUUCCUCUUCUUCAACAUCUUCUACUGGGUCCUCUACAAGAUCCUGAGACACGAAGACGUCCACAAACGCUGAGGACGGGGAGGACGGCGGCGCCACCUCGGAGGACGGCGGCGCCACCUCCUGUUUAUUUAUUUUAACUUUUUUCAUCGUCCGACUUUAAGGUCCAAACUCAGGAAGUGACGCUGCAGAUCCACAGGAAGUUUUGAAGAUGAGCCAAGAUGGAGUCCGGGACGGAUGCAGUGUCUCCCUGGUCCUGUCCAGAUCUGUGACAGACCUCCAGAACCUCCAGAACCGCUUCAUGGGUUCUGGUCCCGUUUCUUUCUCCUCUGUCCUCACCAGUUCAGUUCUGUCCCAAAACUUUUGCACGUUUC
Gambusia affinis (western mosquitofish) is the source of this 2326-nucleotide messenger RNA. RefSeq names its product glycine receptor, alpha 3 (gene glra3). The transcript is spliced from 9 exons. Gene Ontology annotation, molecular function: transmitter-gated monoatomic ion channel activity; chloride channel activity; transmembrane signaling receptor activity. Gene Ontology annotation, biological process: regulation of membrane potential; nervous system process; chloride transmembrane transport. Gene Ontology annotation, cellular component: plasma membrane; neuron projection; synapse. The record is from RefSeq and is a predicted model, not a curated record. The coding region runs from base 576 to 2027 and encodes 483 amino acids. Lineage: Eukaryota; Metazoa; Chordata; Actinopteri; Cyprinodontiformes; Poeciliidae.